UAGCAACGGUCCUUGGAUACGAGCAGGAGGAAACGCGCUCACUGUGGCGGACUGACAGCAACAUCAACAACAUGGAGCCUCCGCAGCGGGCGGCAGCGUCUCCUCAGUCACCAGCAGAUGAAGAUGUGAGUCCGUCUGUUGGACAAACAUCCACAAACCAACUUGAAGCUCAAAGUCACAGUGAUGCGAAUCAGGACCAGAGGCAGCCCAGGCUGGAAACAGAUUGCAGGGAGCUUCAGCAGCCGUUGGGACGCUCUUUUCAACCAGAAUUUCAGGACAGUAACCUGUCUCCAGCCCUCUCCCUGCUUCCUGGAGCGGGACUCAACUUCACUGAUUAUUCUUUAUUCCAACAAAGUGACAAUGAAUUUGUCCCUUUAAGGGCAUAUCCAGACAUUUCCCUGGCAUCAGAGAGGUUUCACUCUGCAUCCCAGGAUCGCACCACUCAGGCCUCAGAGCAGGACUCACUGUCCCAGCAUCCUUUGGCUCAGGUGACCAGACUGUCUGAAGAAGGAGUGAGCAGCUGCUGUUCACUGUCCCAGCACAGUUUGUCUCUAACAGAUAAGCACAGACAAGAGGAAACUAUUCACUCACCACUGACUGACAAACAGAGAGUACCAGGGAGCAGAGAGAACGUCUCCAAGACACUGACUGACCCGUCAAACAAGUCAGCAGGAGAAGCUGCUGAAAAUGAGACGUUCUUCCUGAGUAAGGACGUUCCUGCUCAGCGUCUUCUGGAGCUCCUUCAGAAAGAUAUCGGUAUGCCAAGCAGCAGCAGCAGUGCCGUUUCUUCUGCUUCUGAAACCUCUGUGAAGGCAGCUGCAGUGUCUCAAAGCCUUGAAGUUACCAAACCACACACUGACCAAAGUAUGUUUAGAAGAGAGGGUCCUCCAGGUGAAGCUUCUCUUCCCCAGCAGCAGACACAACAACCUGACAGAGAUUCACACUCUAACCAAUCACGAUCAUUGUCGUCUGAGGUCUGUAACAUCACCACGGGGCCUCGCAGCACGAAACCUGAUGACAGUAGUGAAGCGUUACACAGAGAGCUGCUGUCUGAGGUAGAGAAGAGCAGCAGCCGUGAAGCAGCUGAAUUUGAAAACCAGCAGCUGAAAAGCUCCACACCACCUGGUCAGUCCCUCACACCGCAUCCCACAGCAACGUUUGAAGGCAAGCCCAGUGUGACCAGAACAAAUCCAGGUGGGGUGCCGUGGACAGGACCAUUUUCAGUAGGUGUCUUGCGGGGUCACAGAGAACAGGACCUUUGGUCCUCAGGGAACCAAACAGGGAUCGAUGGGUCCUACCUGGGUUUCCUUCCACAGUCUCAGUCCACUCCUGGGGCGUUUAAGGCCCCGCCCAAGUCCAGCGUCAAGGCUAAAUUAGGGCAACUUUCUGCCAUAGAAUCCAAUAAAGAGAACUCAUAUCAGUCAGGGAUCUCUCCACAGCCAGCUGCUCCUGUGGCUGAUGUCCAUCUCCCAGACAUAGUAAAUCAGAGCCAAGAGGAAGCUACCUCUGCAAAAGUCCAGUCUCUCCCAAGUCUCAACUUUAUGCAGAAAGUAGACGCCUGGAGGACAAAUCAAAGUUCAGGAAAGACAUCACUAUUUGAUAGUUUAGCACUGCAGGGAUUCUCUGGCAUCUCUCCCAAAAAGAAAGCUUACGAUGCAGUAUCUGACUCCCUGAAUCGCAUCCUGAGUCAGCAGGCGAUGAGUUUACAACAGCCUCCUGUUUCAAUUGCUGCCAACCAGGAUGUCACACAGAGCUCCUCCACGGCUCCCUCGGGCUCUUCUUCUACAAGAAGAGGGGAGGCAGUGGGCAGCGCUCCCAGUGACAAAGACAACACUGGUUCUGCAGCAAGACCCUCCACCUCGUCCUUCGGCAGGUCACAGUCCCACUCCUCCCUCAGUACCGUGGUCAUGUCAGGUCAGAAAAAUCAGCCAGUGGAGAGACCUGCAGAAGAAGAGAACAGUCAGACUCAGGACGAUGUCCGUCACCAGCCAGCUGCCACAGUUCAACCCGCGGCUCGCGUGAGCCUCAGUCAGUUCAGUGACGUGUCGCUUGAUCGAGAUUUGACACUCUCAAGUUCCCAAGGUAGUUACAGCAGUGGAGUUAAAUUAGGAACUUCGGUCGGAGCGUCUUCUGCUGUCAGUCUAGAGGUCGAUAACUACGCUCCUUACUGGACGUCCAAACUAUCAACACCACCUCCUGUGCCCAGGCCGCGAGAGCUCAACAUUGAAGAACGAAUUCCGUUGUAUCUCCAUAACCUGGGUAUUGAACAGUCUCCCUCAACAAUCUUGACUCCAUUUGUGCCCAGAGGGCCAAUCAGAGAGCCUGAAUUCUCUCCCACUGAUCUCUGUACAAUUAAAGGAUCUGUUGGAACCCCGACCAAGAGCACGCAGCCCUCUGAAGGUGACAGUCCCCAUAAAGGAGAGUUUUCCAGGUCCAGCAUUCUGUCAGUGGACUCCAGUAUGUCCAUACCACUGAGCCUGGACAGUCUCGGUCCAGGUGUAUCUGUCCCAGAGCGGACCACACGGGCUUCUCCCUUUUCAGACACAGAUGAUGCCCAGAGUGAACGCAGACUGGCACGCUCCUCCCCGCCCAAUGAAGACUUGUAUCCCUCCACACUGCAGACCACCCAGCAGGAGCACAUGAACAGCAGCUUAACCAGCAGCCAGAACACCAUCCAGCUCGGGGACAGGUUUGACUCUGAGCCCUCGGUAGAUACUAAGGCUAGGUGUGGGGACAGAGACUCAGACUCAACCUUACAAACGAGCCGUAGUUUGGAGCGAAGUGCAGCAGAUUCUGUCGUUAGCUCCAAAGCUUUGUUGGAGAUCCGUAAACUUCUCUCUCAGGCGGAGAACAUGGUGUCUACUGGGUCUUCAGGGGGCUCCUCACCCUCCCCUGCUGCGCCUCGUCUACUCUCUGAUGAGGACAUCUUCCUCUCACUGAGGAAGAAAACCAGCAGGCUCCAGGACUCCUCGUUCUCCUCCUUCUCUGCAACUGUGGAUCCCAGGACUGGAUCCUCCCCGCUGUGGGUGAGGUCCUCGUCUGACUCCAUGUUGACCUCAGAGAGACUUAGAGAAACCUCUAUUGGUCGAGAGAGUGUGACCUCACCAGGGCAGCCUCAUUAUCCAUCCACACAAGCUCUCAUUACCACAGGUGCAUACAUUAGGCCACAGGAUAGCUCUGUUGAUAGAGGUGCAGGGUCGUCCCUCGUCCUCUCCCAGUCAGCCCGACGUGCAGAACCUGAGGGCUGCAGCGCUGCUCCUCCUGAUAACACAGUCCCACCACAGCCACCAGUCAGCAAGCCUCUACCAGGUUUGAGUGCACAACAGAUCCCCUCUACUCCUGCAGACUCAGCAGGUGUCUCAGACAACGACAGAAGUCCUGCACAGAGCACAUCCUCCUCACCCAUCCAAGAGGACAGUGAUCAGGGCGUGAUGAGUGACGGGAGCAGUGAGAGCUCGCUGGCAGUCAGAGUGGCCAAGUUACUGCAGAGUGAAUCUCCGGCCACUAUGGUGUCCAGUACACCCAGCGUCACUGACCAAGAGGAGAGCAAAGCCAGAGAGUGGAUCAAACUGAAGAUAUCAGGACAGCAGUGUGAGCCGCUGGAGUUGGACAAAGAAGACAGGAAGCGGAUUGAAGAGAUCAAGAGAGAGCUGCUGUUGAGAAACCCUCUGAAGAGUCAGGGGAGCACAGAUACAGAGAGCAGUGCAGCAUCCAGCGUCAGAGUCCACAAGGAGCAGGUUCAGCUUCAGCCAACGGACACAGUCACUGCCUUUCAUGACUCCAACAACCAGCCGUCCCAGCCGCUGCAGCGCCUCAGCUCUCACAUCCCCUCAGAUCUCUCCACUGACUCCAGUGUGCAGCUUCAGAACCCUCCUCGUCCAGAUCUAGAGGCUCAGAUACGUGAGAUCGCUGCCAGAGAAGGGGUAACCCUCGCUCGGACAAACCCUCAGGCCCUCACGUCUAUCACCAUCGCCACACGCAGGCGCUCCACCUCCCCCUCUCCCUCCACGUCUCCUGCACCUCCCAUCAGUCCAGCACCUGGGCUGCUCCACCUGGCUGAGCUCUCCACAGGAGCACCUGAACAACCUAAAGCUAACAGGCAGCUUCCCUCAACCAUAGAUGAAGAGGAUGAGGCAACCAGAGACCCGGCGUCAGUGUUUGAACCAAGCAGUAGUCUCAGUAUCGGAAACCAAAACUUGACUUCUACGAGGAGUCAGAGGAGGCAGGACGCUGUAGGAGGCCAGUUUGAAGAGCUGUCAAAGGAUUUAGGUGGAGAGGAUGUGAAAGCUAAAGAGGACAACACACAGUCUGUAAGGCGAGAUGGCGAGAUAUCUGUCCACGACAGUUCUGUUUCUGGUGCUGUUCACAAAGCUGAACAGACCACAGGUUCGUCCCCGACCAGGACAGGUCACGUCUCACAUGUCCACCUCACGCUGUCCCCCAAAGCCACUGACGUCUUUCCCAGUCACGCUGAUGCUGUAACGGGGCUGCCACGUAAAGAAUUCGUCCCCCUCAGACACUCCUCUGCUGCCACCAGCCCGGACGAAGGCGUCGGGUUGUCCAGUCCGCCAGAGUGGUACGACACCAGAGAUCCAAUAAGACUGCGGCGGCCUGAAAGAGCCGACACCUCCACGCUUUUCAAAACCACCGUGCCUCGGGACAGGAUGAUCUCCACGUCCACGCAGUCUUUCACACCACGUCACAGAGUUGUUGUGUCACCAAGACCCUCAACCACUGAAGCACCAGCAGUGCCUGUCCUGUUGCCUUACAAACCACGAGGCAGUGAGGAGGUCUUCUACAUCCCUCAGACAGAAGCUGACGUCACCUCCAACGACCCCUCUGACACCACCAUGGAGAGCUCCCACACAGGCUCAGACGACGCCGUCCCCCCACGCUUCAGCAGCGAGGUCCUCGGGCACCAAGAUGCUGGGUUGGACCGAGGCGUCACCAUCAGACACUCAGAGGGGAUCUACAGCAAGAGGUUAAAAACAGCCACCUUUAAAAUGAACGAGCCCAAACACGGAGGUGCUCCUGUAUCAGCAGAUGGAACCUCACAAACAACACGUGUUACUGGAACUCCAAAAACAUCUUCUCAUGAAUCAGCUGCCGUCACCAGAGUGCCUUCAUCCAGCAGCCGAGGAGCCUCCAAGAGGGACCAGGGCACCAGCCCAGUCCACUUCCCCAGUAACGAUCAUCCAGAGCCGAGCCGUGUGAGAUUUCAGCCAGUUCAUGUGGAUGUGGACUACGACAUGGCGAGCCAUCACCUGGACCAAAGCUCUGCUCUUCAGACAGGAGAGGAGCGAGACGAGGUGAGGAGAGACUCUGACCUCUGUCACCCCGCCGCCCAGCAGAGCAGCAGCACUCUGGACCAGCUGUGGGAGCGGUUCUGUGAUCAGUGGAGCCUGGAGGAGUCCAGACCGACCAGCGACAGAGAGGCGUCGCUGCUGCAGCGGCUGGAACGCCUGUCCCGUCUUAUUCGGAGCACAAGAGGUGCUAACAUGUCAGAGAGGAGGGGAGGAGAUGCUCCAGAGAGAGACGGAAAGAAGGGCAGUGGAGAGGUGAAGAGGAGCGGAGGUGGUGAAGCCAGAGGAGGAAGAAAGGUUGAAGGUAAACCUCCCGUCCUUCGUCAGGCCUCCACACAGAGGCUGCAGGAAACUUCUCAACCUGCAGACGAGGACCGCCGAGACUCCUUCACCUCCUGCUUCUCCCAGGACUCCUCUCAGAGUCCACACCUCUGUCCUGCAGACCGGGACGAGUCAGAGACCCUGUCCUCCAUGUCUGGCUCCAUGUCCACCGUGGACACAGCGCGGCUGGUCCGAGCCUUCGGCGCCCACAGGGUCCAGAUCCUGAAAACAAGCUCCAGCCUCAGUAAACUGUACAGCACCAUCAACAAGCAGAAGGAAGGGAGGGAGCGGAGGAGAGGAAGAUACAAAGAGCCGCCUCACAUCAUCGCGCUGUCAGAGACCACCGUCACAGAUGAGUCCACGGUUACUGCUGAUUCUGCAUCAUCAACCAGCACUUACACGCUCCCGUCACACCGCGGCCCCUCCAGGACGCUGGCAGCUAAGAAGGCCGUUAAACUGGUCAGCAGAGGCAUCCAGGCAGGUGACCUGGAACUCGUCAGUAACGGGACUCGACGACACACUAGAGACGUUGGAACCACCUUCCCUUCACCUGGUGAGGCCAGAACUUCCAGGCAGGUCUCAUCUUCCUCAUCCAGUUUGGACAGAGGAAGAGGAGGGAGGAAGAGCCCAUCUAAGAGCCAGGACUCACAAAAACAGAGGAAGAGCAAGAGGACCCCACCAAAGACCUACCCUGAAGGUGUGUCAUGGUUCAUUGCUGCUGACGAGCUGAAGUCAGAGGCGAGGAAGGAGAACCGGCCGGAGGAAGAGGAGUCGACCUGGAGGCCGAGCACCGCCUGGUUUGAACCGUACAGCCAAACCCAUCCGUGGAGAGAACCACUCAGACAGAGACAAGUCCACCAAGACAGAAACCAACCUCAGCCUGAACCUGAUGUAGAUCCAAGAACCAAAACGCCGUCCUCUGGUCUGACACGGAUCUCUCUACAGGACGCUCUGCUGAUGCGUCGUCCAGAGUUCAUCUCUGAGUCGAGGCAGAGGGUGAAGCGUCUGGCUCUGCAGGUGGAGGAGAGGAGGCUCCAGGCUGAUUUCAGCAGAGAGCGCGAUGAACUGUUCAGCCGGCCUGGAGGACCGGGGAGGCUGCCGAAGCCUGCAGGCACCGCUCUGCUCAGGAGAGCUGUUCCCAGGAAGGAGAUGAUCCAGAGAUCCAAACAGAUUUAUGAGAAUCUUCCGGAGGUGCAGAGGAGGAGAGAGGAGGAAAGAAGGAAAGCAGAGUAUCGAUCUUACCGACUGAACGCUCAACUCUACAACAAGCGGAUCACUAACCGUGUCCUGGGCAGGAGAACAGCGUGGCACUGAUCAAACACACCUGUCAAACUUUUUUACUGUAGAUUAAAUCAAUGAUGUGAAAAUAUUUUUACAAUUUCUGUAACAUUAACAACAAGACUACCUAACUAAAUUUAGCUUUAAUAUAUUUGUGACCACAGUUUUAGUUUGUAUUUUAAAGAUUAUGUAGAAUUCUUUUCUUCGUACGAUCAGUGACCUGUGUUAACUGGUUAAACUUGAAAAUGCCUUUUCAUGUAAAAAUAAACUAGAUUCUUUAUCAUUUUUGCUAAAUUCCCUGUUUUGAUUGAAGACAGUGAGGCUGACGAUACACUGGCUUUAAUGUCUUUAUUGAUCAGUUAUCGGUUGUGCAAGAGCAGGAAGCCACAGGAGGAGAAGGUAAGACAAGUUAGACAAGCUGCAGAGUCAGAACAUCAGCUGCACAGAUAAAUAACACCAUGAAUAAAUAACACACGUCCUUCUGUAACUACAGCUGUGUAGAUGCACUAUGCCCAUUAAUUAAAUUAAUCAUCAAAUAAAACUUCAAGUCAUGACGACACUGUAAACAUAAAUACUCUAACAGAUCAUUAAAUAAAAUAAUUAACAUGGAUUAAUAAACUAAAAGCCUUUUAAAAUCAGCCGUGGCAAACGUGGUGACGAGAAACAAAGAUUCUUUGGCAAAGAUGAAGUUUUGCUUUAAACGAGGUUUGAUCGGAUCAAAUCAAACAUAAGGCAGGUGACCGCUCUUUACCACGAGGCUCUCUGCAGGUUUAAGGCUCGGACGACGUUUGAAACUGCAACAGGAAACAGAACAACAGUAACACACACGUCUCUGGAUUUUUGUUUUUCAGUAACUUUACCAAAACAACCAGCGUGUCUUUUUUUUAUACCGAGCGUGUAAAAGUAGUCAGCUCACUGGAGUUUACAGCACAAGUGUAAUAAAUACUAAAUAAUUUAAACCAUCUAACGCUUCAUCUGAGUUUUUAAAUAAACAUGAAAAAUCUGCAAAACAAUUUAAUUUAUCUGCAUUUUACACAGUAAAUCUUCGAGGUUUUUUCAGCUUUUCUUCUGUGCAGUCCGCAAAGUUUCAAUCAAACCACAGAGCAGAACACAAAAUCCUAAACACACACACACACACACACACACACACACACACACACUGGGGCCAGACGCAUAAAACUCGGAGCAGAUUCACGCAAUGUUUUCGUCAGAUCCAUAAAGCCAGAUUAUGUUUUAUGAAUCUCAAUCAAUUUGGUGCACGAGCCUCAUUUCCACACCCAAAAUUUCCCAUAAACGGAUGUAGACACACCCUCAAACAUAUUUGCAUAUCGAUACUUGUGCCCCUCCAUCACUCAUCAGACUUGUCAAUGACAAAUACGAUGAAUAAGGAGCAAUGUCACUGAUGGUGUUGCAUUGCUGAGUUUCUCCAACGGUGCCAGGGUUGACCGGUUUGGCAAUUUGUAGUGUUCGUUCCCCUAAUUCAUCACAUCUCUGCAAAUCAUCAUCACGGGAGAAUCUCAAUCAUUGUGAUCAUUAAACGUCAGAGUGAUGAUCAAUGAUUCAUUCGUAGUGCUCAAGUUCAAACUGACUUUGCAAAGUGCUUCACAGGAUGAUGAAUGAUCACUAACAGGGAGAUGAAUGUAAAAAAAAUAUGAUGACAUGUAUCACUCAAAUUAUUAAAAAUUAAAUAAAUGUGCCUCGUCAUAUCAUCGCAGCUAUCUUGGCCAAAGCCAUGUGCACGUCUGGUCUGACGUCUGUGUGACGUGCACAUUCUUCCUUCAUGAAUACCGGUUUAUAUGUGAGAAAAGGCGUGGGCAUGUUUUUGUGCGUACUUGUCCUUUAUGCAUCUGGCCCCUGGAGUUUGCUGGCAUGUUAACUUCAUCACUGAAAUGUUUUUGUCGUCAGAUCGUCAGUGAAAUAAAGUUCAUCCAGUAAACUCAGCGUGCAGGACGUCGUCUCCUCUGUGGUCGUUAAAUGUGCAAAAAGUCUCUUUGAUCAAACCACAGUAAAACUCCUGUAAACGGACAAAUCUGAUAUUAAUCUGUUUCAUUUCUAAAUUACAUGAUCCUUACUUCCCUUUAGACAGAUAUAAAAAUGGAGCACGCCACAGCGACACCUGAUUAAAGAUUUACAACACAGUCAUGAUCCUUCUACAGUAAUACUGCGUAGCUUUAACAGUGAUAGAAACACGGAGCGACAUCCAAUGUUCUGAUAGAAACCACACUGUGCAGGUUUCACCCCGGGGCCAAACACCAGUCUGAUAAAACUAAACAACAGAACAUCAGGGCAGCAUGCAGCACCGCAGGUACAAGGAUAUCCGCUACUGUUUAUGGCAACAAAACUAAACGCAGAUGUUUCAGUUGUGAGAUCUGUGAUCGCCUCACAGUCUGUAAGUUACAACAUACAGGGCUGUAGGUGAGAGAUGAGCAGUCUGAUACAAGUCACUUAAGAAAAACUAAGACUCGGGGUUCCCGCAGGUCCUUGAAAUCCUCGAAAGUCUGAGUUUGAGGGGGAAGGAAUCAAUUUUUCAGCCUCAAAUGUUUUUAAAAUAGACACUGGUUAUUCAGUGCACAAGAAUAGAAAUUGAGCCUUAAAUUCUCAGUGUGUAACAGUAAUUAAUUUUGAUCUGUGUUUUAAACUAUGCUGUGUUGGGCCCUUGAUUUUGAGGGAAAUGGGCCUGGAAAGUCCUUGA
Molecule: messenger RNA, 9594 nt
Organism: Epinephelus fuscoguttatus (brown-marbled grouper)
Lineage: Eukaryota; Metazoa; Chordata; Actinopteri; Perciformes; Serranidae
Gene: alms1
Product: ALMS1 centrosome and basal body associated protein
Exons: 18
Coding region: 72-6938 (2288 amino acids)
Biological process (GO): regulation of centriole replication
Cellular component (GO): centriole; cytosol; centrosome
Source: RefSeq, a predicted model, not a curated record